AUGUCUUCAGGUAAUGUCGUUUCAAGCUCUAAGGAUGGAAUAUACCUGACGCGACAUAUCGGGUUGAAAAGCGGUGUUCCUCAGAAUGUAGGAGCUCUAACGGUGAAUCGCCUCUGCGGAUCUGGAUUCCAGGCACUGAUCAAUGCUACACAGCAAAUCAAACUCGGUGAAUCGAAACUUGUUGUGGCAGGAGGUACUGAGAACAUGACUCAAACUCCAUUUGCUGUGAGAAAUGUCCGAUUCGGCACUGCCCUCGGAAUGAAGUAUGAGUUCGAAGACAUGUUAUGGGAAUCUCUUACUGAUUCCUACGCCAAACUCGCUAUGGGACAAACCGCGGAGAAGCUUGGAGCGCAGUAUAAGGUAACCCGUAAUGAUGCCGACGCUUUCGCAUUGCGCUCACAAGAGCUUUGGAAGAAAGCUCAAGAUGCCGGGUUUUACAAGGCCGAAAUCACUCCCAUGACAGUGAAGGGGAAAAAAGGAGAAGAGACGUUUGAGGUAGAUGAACAUCCUCGUCCAUCGACAACUAUGGAAUCUCUUGCUAAACUGAAACCAGUAUUCCAAAAAGACGGUCUGAUUAAUGCUGGAAAUGCGUCGGGUAUAUCUGAUGGCGCCGCUGCAAUGGUCGUUGCUGGAGAGGAAGCUAUCAAGGAGCAUAACUUGAAACCGCUUGCUCGUGUUGUCAGUUAUGCUACUGUUGGCUGCGAUCCAACGAUUAUGGGCAUCGGACCAGCACCCGCCAUACGGCAAGGUACUAGCACAGACUGGACUGAAGAUCGACGACAUCGAUAUCUUCGAGGUGAAUGA
Molecule: messenger RNA, 804 nt
Organism: Cooperia oncophora
Lineage: Eukaryota; Metazoa; Nematoda; Chromadorea; Rhabditida; Trichostrongylidae
Source: the annotation of a GenBank genome assembly